This is a messenger RNA of Nipponia nippon (crested ibis), 1563 nucleotides long. RefSeq names its product tripartite motif containing 65 (gene TRIM65). The record is from RefSeq and is a predicted model, not a curated record. NCBI's taxonomy places the organism in Eukaryota, Metazoa, Chordata, Aves, Pelecaniformes, Threskiornithidae. Gene Ontology annotation, molecular function: protein binding.
AUGGCAUCGCCCGUCUCACAGAAGCUGGAGGAGAAGCUGGUGUGCUCCAUCUGCCUGGAGCUGUUCCGGGUGCCCGUCACCUUGCCCUGCGGGCACAACUUCUGCAAGCGCUGCAUCAAUGGCCACUGGCACAAGCAAGAGCAGGCGCCCGCCAGGGCCGAGAAGGGCUACACCUGCCCCGAGUGCCGCAGGGCCUUCGAGCAGCACCCGGAGCUGGAGAAGAACGUCACCCUGUGCAGCGUGGUGGAGCUGGCGCGGGACGGCGAGGCACGGGUCUCGGGCACAGAGAGGUGUGAGGUGGCCCAUGGCGAGCUGUGCCCGCAGCACGGGCGCCCGCUGGAGUUGUACUGCGAGGAGGAGCGGCGGUGCAUCUGCUGUGUCUGCACUGUCCGGCAGUGCCAGCAGCACCGGCGGGUGCUCUUUGAGGAGGAGCGCUCUAAAAAGCAGGCCCUUUUGAAAGAGUCCCUGGAAAAAGCCGAGGAGGAAUCGGAGAGGAUCGAGCGGGCGAUGCAGGAGCUGGAGGAACGAAUGCACAGCAUCAAGGACUCCUCCGAGGGGCUCCAGUCGGUGAUUCUGAGCAAAUUCGCCCUCCUGAGGAAAGCCCUGGAGGAUUGCCAGUGGCAGACGGUGGCCAGGAUCGAGCAAGAGCAGGCAGCGGCGCUCGGGCGUGUGGAGGAGGACUGGAGCCUCCUGAAGGACCGCCUGGACGUCCUCGGCCAGCACAGGGAGAGGGCUCAGCGCCUGCUGGCCUGCCCCGACCACAGGACCUUUCUCCAGGAGUUCCCCCUGCUCCCACCUCCAGAGAGCCCGGAGGCGCUGCUCCCCAUGGAGUUUGAUGUGGCCGGCGUGGUCAAGCCCAUCACUGACGUCCUCACCAACAUCUCCAGGCUCCUGCUGGAGGACCUGCCCGGCUCCGUGGCCCCCAAAGCCCCCGACCCCGUUGGCCAAGGCCCGGUGCAUCCCCAGAGGCCGGCAGUGAAGGUGGUGGCUGCUCUCCCCCAGUGCCAGCUCCGAGCUGAGCUUCUGAAGGACCACUGCAACCUGACCUUCGAUCCCGAGACGGCCAACAGGUACCUGGAGCUGUCAAAAGGUAACCGGAAAGCUAAGCACGGCCCCAGCGCCAUCCACGGGCGGCAGGAGCAGGGACCCCGCUUCGAGCCCUGGCAGGCGCUGUGCACGCAGGGCUACAGCCACGGCCACCACUACUGGGAUCUGAAGAUCUCCAGCCACUCCGUCGUCCUGGGGGUCACCUACCGCAGCCUCCCCCGGCAGUGGCAGCAGGGCCACAAGUUCAACAUCGGGAUGGACGGGGGCUCGUGGGGGCUGCAGGUGCGGGAGGAUUGUUACCUGGCCUGGCACAAGGGCCGGGCGGAGAAAAUCCAGGAGCUGCUGUAUAAGACCCUGGGGGUCUGCCUGGAUUACGGCAAGGGGCUCCUCUCCUUCUACGGCCUCGGGGAGAGGAUGCGGCUCAUCCACUCCUUCCACAACGUCUUCACCGAGCCCCUCUAUCCUGUCUUUUGGCUGUGCGAGGGGCGAGCGGUGACGCUGUGCCAGAGGGACUGA